This is a messenger RNA of Pseudonaja textilis, 3964 nucleotides long. The record is from RefSeq and is a predicted model, not a curated record. NCBI's taxonomy places the organism in Eukaryota, Metazoa, Chordata, Lepidosauria, Squamata, Elapidae.
GCAAAAAAAAAAAAAAAAAAGGAGGAACUAAGGCGAUGAACCUGCUUUUGAGUAAUGUCAGAAGAAUUAAACUGCCGGGCCUUUUUUUUUUUUUUUGCGAGCUGUAAACAAGAGCGGGCGAUUUCACAUCUCUCUUAUAAUGCUGAAUAUUCUUGGUGCACUAUAAUAAUUGUAAGUCAGAGUGAGCUUCUGCUCCUGGAACGGCAUGAUAUUCGCGAGGUGGACAAAACUGCAUCAUUCUGCAUCUGAAGGGCGGGGUAAAGAAAAACAAUCAAGGAAAAUCCUAGUCCGUGAAUUCACAUAUAUUUGGCAGCUAUGGUCCCUGCGCUUAUCACAAAAAUAUGGGUCUUAUUUGUAGAGACUCGUAGUAGAUUCCCCAUCCCAGCCUUUUCUAGACUUAAGAGGAACUGUCUACCAGGAAGUUCUUGGCUAAGAAAUGUUUCUCUUCCUGGAAAAGAAAGACAUAUUUUCUAUUAUAGUCUAGAAAUUAGAUCAAUCAAUUAGAUGCGUUGAUCUGUAUCUGCAUUCUUGCAGAUCUGACAAGAAUAAGAGUUUAUUUUUCAACAUUGUCGUGCUUGGAGAUGAAUAACACUUGUUUCUAGCAUCAGGAAGUGAAGAGGGUCAUAGUUUGUAGAGGUUUCUUGAAUUGGGUGGAGCAGGGAAUUAAGUGAAGUUGGGCACUGCUGGCAGAAUCUGUUCAUUGCUUUUCAGACUGGUAGCUAUCCUUUGUAUCGUUGCCUAUGGCAAGGGUGGCAGAAUGCAACCUAUGCAGGCGGUAGAAAGAUUAAAGUGAUUGUGAGCUGAGAUCCAGUCAGUGAAAGAUGUCAUGGAAUCCUCAGUACCGGAGUUCUAAAUUCCGCCACGUAUAUGGCAAGGCGGCCAGUAAGGAGAACUGCUAUGACAACGUGCCCAUCACCCACAGUGUCUAUGACAACCAGUUUUGUGCUGUCAAUCCUCGUUUUAUUGCCGUGGUGACCGAAUGUGCAGGUGGCGGCGCCUUUCUUGUUAUACCAAUCAGUCAAACAGGAAAACUUGACCCUCAUUAUCCUCGCAUCUGUGGGCACAAAGGAAAUGUAUUAGACAUCAAAUGGAACCCCUUUGAUGACUUUGUAAUAGCAUCGUGUUCGGAAGAUACCACAAUUAAGGUCUGGAAUAUCCCUCAGCAUUUGCUAACCAAAAGCAUCACAGAUGCCCAGAAGGAUCUUCUUGGCCAUUCCAGAAGAGUGGGGCUUAUUGAAUGGCACCCAACUGCAAGUAACAUCCUCUUCAGCAGUGGUUAUGAUUACAAAGUCAUGGUCUGGAACAUUGAUACCAAAGAACAUACAAUUCAGACACCAGUAAGGACAAUCGGCUUCCAUACAGAUGUCAUCCUCUCCAUGUCAUUCAACACAGAUGGCAGCCUCUUAGCCACAGUUUGCAGGGACAGGAAAAUAAGGAUCAUUGACCCACGAGCAGGAACCAUCUUUCAGGAAGCAAGCAGCAAAUCUCACCGAGUGAAUAAAGUUGUGUUUCUAGGAAACCUGAAAAGGCUGCUCACCACAGGGACAUCCAGGUGGAAUAAUAGGCAGAUUGCCUUGUGGGAUCAGGAUGAUCUUUCUGUGCCUUUACAUGAGGAAGAUGUGGAUGGGUCAUCAGGCCUCCUGUUUCCUUUCUAUGAUACAGACACCCAUAUGUUGUAUGUGUUAAGCAAGGGAGAUGGGAACAUCAAGUACUAUGAGGUAAAUGUGGAGAAACCAUACCUACAUUACCUGAUGGAGUAUCGUUCCCCUUUCCCUCAGAAAGGAAUUGGUGUGAUGCCCAAGAGGGGCCUCGAUGUCUGUGCCUGCGAGAUUUUCCGGUUUUAUAAACUGAUUCCGGCCAAAAGCCUGAUUGAACCCAUUUCUAUGAUUGUACCCCGACGGUCUGAAUCAUACCAAGAGGACAUCUAUCCAAUGACAGCUGGAGUCCAGCCAUCAUUGACAGCACAAGAGUGGCUGAAUGGCACUAAUAAAGGUCCUGUCUUGAUGUCUUUGAGACCAGGUUCUGUCAUCUUGAAUUCUUUACCACCAUUUCUUGAGAAGGAGAUUGCCAUGGAAGCAACCAAGCCUGUCCCAUGCCGGGACAGAGUGACUGUUAUCACCGAAAAGUUGAAUGAAAUCCAAGAGAAAUGGGGGACCAGGAAGACCGAGGAAAGACAACAGCCAAACAGACUAAUGAAGUUAUCUAAUGGCGUUGAUACCUACGAAUGUCCUCCACCUAAAACAGAAAAUGAGCUGCUGCAGAUGUUUUAUCGACAACAAGAAGAAAUUCGGCGGCUCCGUGAAGUGCUGAUUCAGCGGGAUAUUCAGAUCAAACAGUUACAGCUUGAGAUCAAAAACCGUCAUGUGGAUUCUCGCCGAUUUUGACAGGCUAACAUUUGGAGUCUCAGAACCGAUGUUGCCAGGAAUCACCAUAUUUUGGAGAUUAUAAAUUAGAAGGAGAAUUUCAGAUUUAUUGGCAAGCUAUUGCCUACCUUGAGUGCCCAUAUCCUGCAAGCUGGAAGUUACUGGAAGUUACUGGAUGAGUUUUGUGGUGCUCUAUUUAUCGGACUCGUUCUUUGCAGGAAAGUCCAUGUUUCAAAGUAGUCCCCUAAUAACUCAGUUGGAGAUGCUUCAAAGAGGAAGCCAGACCUGCCUGGGUACGAACAUCUUUUCAGUCCCCAGUAGGCAACUGAACUUGGAAAUACAGUUGCUUGGACUUUCAGCCUGUUUAGCAUUCAACUGUUUCACAUGGUGAUGAACCAAAUAGUUCAACCAAAUUGUUCAGGAUUCUUUUUGUUCUGCAUUCUUGGAUGGAUCAGAAUGAUGUUGCACUGAAUUAGUUUUGUUUCCUAUAGCCAAGGAGAGUUUAUGUGGGAAUCGAAACCAUCACCUUCUCUUAGUCUUAUGAGUCAUCUUCUUCUAAAAUUAUAUUUAUGCCUAAGAGGGUAAGGACCAAAGAAAUGGGUGUCAUUAAUUUAAACAGGAAGUCAGAAAUAGAUGCUGCUGAGAGCCAAGUUUUGGAAAUGAAUGCUCUUUAUUGAGAUGGAGAAAAUGAGACCACUGCUGCUGAAGUGGUCUUAUCAGAGCCAGAGUGGAAGGCUUCUGUAGCCCAAGUCAAUGUGUCUUCCAUCUCAACCCAUAAUCUCUGAGGAUCACUUCAUGCCUUAAAUUAACUAGGGGUUUUAAUUACUAAUGCUCUUAAGAUGGCUUUCUUCCAAUUGUCUGAAGCUGAAUUUUCUACACACCGGUUCUUUCCUCCUUUAUUACUCUGAAUGUUGUACCAGAUCUUAUAAGCAUAUUGCAGUUCAGUGUGCAGAAGUGUGAAGAAACUUUUACCUAAUUCUGAUAAUCCUCUAUCAUCCUGUUUAUCAGAAACAAAAUUUUGAAACCUCUCAAAUUGCAAUACUUUUUUUCACUUUUCGUUUUCUGUUUUGAUGCCUGUGACUAAUAUUUCACCUGUUUCAUAUUUGUUUUCUUGCUGAUUUCUAUGAUAGACUAUGCAAAAGCACUGCCACCAACAAUUGUUUGAGAGCAGGAUCAACUACUCCAAAGAUUAUGAAGCCCAAGAUGGAGGGUCAGAGAUGCACCAGUCAUAAUAACAUUGUAAAAUACAACUACUUUUAUAGUUUGAGUUAAGACAUUUGUGCAAGGUUUAAGAAAAUUCCAAAAAAUAGAAAUUGAUAAGUUAGAAUUAAUAAUACAGAAGACUGGAGAAUAUUGUUUAAACAUUUAAUACAGAAAUACCACUGUUCACCCACCCUCUGUACUGCUUCUGUGUUUUAUGACUUAGCCUAUAACUGUGAUGGCAAACCUAUGGCACGUUUGCCACAGGUGGCAUGCAGAGCCAUUUGUAUGGGCACGCAAACCCCAGGCAAACUUAUCUCACUGCGCAUGUACACGCCUCCCGGCUGAUUUUCAACCUAUUUGAGGCCUUUGUUGGCCUGCCAGAGGCUUGAGGGAGGCCU